This is a messenger RNA of Moneuplotes crassus, 1239 nucleotides long. The record is from the annotation of a GenBank genome assembly. NCBI's taxonomy places the organism in Eukaryota, Ciliophora, Spirotrichea, Euplotida, Euplotidae.
UAAUAUAAAUUAUGUCUUUGAAAGUUCAUUUAGAGCAGCCUGACAAGCCAGAGAUUGACCUUAGUGAUCUCUCCGAUGAUGGAAUGGUGGAUAUAUUGGCCAAUGAAGAAGCAAAGGAAGAAGGUUAUAUAAAUUUCAGAUAUAAUUUCCUGGAAGUUAUGACUGAUAAGAAAGGAAAGGUGCAUAAAGCAGUACACUUCCCACUGUGGCAAUAUGAUGGUUGAUACAACGGAAAUCUACACUUUGGCCCUGACAGAAUCUCCCAAAGUCUGCUGUUCGAUACUGGAGAUUCGGGCAUAUGGAUAAAACAAGGAUGUUGUAAGAGGAAAGAAGAUAGGAUCAGCGAUCAUGGUAACUUAGAUUACGAUCUAGACAUUGAGGAGAUCCCUGAAAAUCCUACCAGUAAGAGCUAUGUCAACACUACAAUUGUUUACGGAAACCUUACUUCUAAUAAAAUACAUGUUCUCGAGCCAAAUCUUUAUCAAAUAGAAAAGAUGGAUGCUGAAGUGCCAUCAAAAAUAUCUAUUAAUCUUAACAUGAGCUUCUCUCUAAUCCACUCUAUAAAAUAAAGAAGACACUGAAAUAAUAGUUGGUGAUGGGCUCCUUGGUCUCGGCGAUUUCGAUGACGACAAGCAUCACCGAUUCCUUAAUGAACUUCAAAGGAAAUACUUCAAAAAUCGGCAUGUUAAGAUGGUAUUCCACCUCUCUCCAGAUUAUGAUGAAAACUCAUGGGUGAAAAUAGGUGAUUUGACUCAGAAUUAUCCUAACAUAUUUUAUAUCGACCUUCUCAGAGAGUAUAAGUACUGCAAAUAUGGCGAGAAAGAAUGGAAGACUGAUCCUCCAUCUAUAAUUAUAAAUUAUGAAAGGAUUGCCCUCUAUUCCAACAGUUGACUCUGGGACACAGGAGAUUUCCUUAUUCGAAUGAAAGAAGAAGACUUUGACACAGUCAUAAAAGCCUUAGCCAAUGGAAGAAAAAUUAUAUCUUUUCAUAAUGGGAUGAAAGGAUUUGAGUGAGACUCUUUGGAUGAAAUCGAUCCUAUUACUCUCCAAUUUGGUCAUUGUUUUAUUAAGCUAGAGCCAGAAGAGUUUGCGAUCUUAGGACAUAGAUUCUGAAUAAUACAAAUAAUACCCCGGAAGAGCUGCUACAUUACCCUUGGGACCUGAGUAAUGAAGGGCAGGAUUACCAUUUUUGAUCUCCAAAACAGCAGGAUUGGGAUACAAUGUGACAAAUCGUUCUAA